This is a messenger RNA of Prosopis cineraria, 469 nucleotides long. Its product is annotated as probable serine/threonine-protein kinase PBL8. The coding region runs from base 11 to 454 and encodes 147 amino acids. Lineage: Eukaryota; Viridiplantae; Streptophyta; Magnoliopsida; Fabales; Fabaceae. The transcript is spliced from 2 exons. Gene Ontology annotation, biological process: protein phosphorylation. Gene Ontology annotation, molecular function: ATP binding; protein kinase activity. The record is from RefSeq and is a predicted model, not a curated record.
ACAGCUGCACAUGUCGUCCUUGACAUCUAAAAGUGCUGCCAGCGACAAGAAGCACCAUCGGUCUGUGUCAGAUCUGAGCGACAUUUCCACCCCGCGGCACAACUUCGAAGAUGCCAGGAAGAAUACACUACUCUAUACUCAUGUCAUUGCUUUCACAUUGUAUGAGCUUGAGACUAUUACGAAGAGUUUUCGCUCCGAUUAUAUCCUCGGAGAAGGGGGCUUCGGCACUGUCUAUAAAGGUUAUAUUGACGAGAAUGUGAGAGUUGGACUCAAAUCCCUUCCUGUCGCUGUCAAGGUUCUGAACAAGGAGGGUCUUCAGGGACAUCGCGAGUGGCUUACAGAAGUCAAUUUCCUGGGCCAGCUCCGGCAUCCUAAUUUGGUUAAGUUGAUCGGAUACUGCUGUGAGGACGAUCACAGGCUACUUGUAUACGAGUUCAUGUUUCGAGGAAGUUAGAGAAUCAUCUAUUCC